AUGUCGAAGGGACGGGCGGGAGUUUGCGCGGCGGCGCCGCCGCCUUAUCAUUUAUCGGCCCUUAUCUGUUAUCAGACAUCGCGAAACCGAUCGGGUUACAGUUAAUUCAGUGCAAAUCCAAUUCCCGAUCAUGUACUAUAAAGUGUUGUUUUGUGUUUUUAUUGGAUAUGUUUUCUGUCAAGUUCCAGUACUGCAGCAACAAGAGCUGGCGAAGAAGCUGGUGUGUAUUGAACAUGACCAGUGCGGGCCUUGUCUGUCAGCCGCAUCACACUGUCGAUGGUGCGCUGACCCCUACUAUCCCACCACUGCGCCACGGUGCAAUGAUGAUGAAAGUUUGGUAGCCUUUGGUUGCGGCCAAGGUACGAUAGAGCGUCCUGAAAAGCCAGUUUGGGAGGUGGUUGAGAACAGCAGUUUGCAAGACAUGCUGCCAGACGGCUUGGUUGCUGUACAACUACAGCCGCAGCGGAUAAAGCUUUCUUUAAAAGCACGUGAAACAAAAAAAAUCAAGUUCCAAUACCGGCCAGCAAAGAACUAUCCUUUGGAUUUGUAUUACUUGAUGGAUCUCACGUGGUCCAUGAAGGAUGAUAAGAAAACCCUUGUGUCAUUAAGAGACGAUCUUCCUGAGAUGCUGAAGAAUUUAACCGAUAACUUUAGAUUGGGUUUUGGAAGCUUCGCUGAGAAGCCAAUUAUGCCGUUCAUCAGUGUAGACUCGGGGCGACGCGCAAACCCCUGCACGGUAGAGGAAGAAGCCUGUGAACCCACCUAUAGUUACAAACAUCACCUGUCUCUUACUAACCAGGUGAACGAUUUCAUAGAAAGCGUGAACAGUAGUUCGGUAACGGCGAAUUUAGACAACGCUGAGGCCCAACUUGACGCUUUGGUACAAGCAAUUACUUGUGGGAACCGUAUUGGCUGGAGCCUGCGGAGUCGCAAGAUUAUAAUCCUAUUGUCUGACGGAUUGCUUCAUACCGCCGGAGAUGGGAAGUUAGGUGGCGCCUCCCUGAAAAAUGACGAGACAUGUCACUUAGAUGAAAAUGGCUACUAUGCAGAAGCAGACAAAUACGACUAUCCCUCCAUUGCACAAGUGUACAGACUCCUAGAUAAAUAUAAGGUUAACGUAAUCUUCGCUGUGACAGAAAGCGUCAAAGACCAUUAUGACAGUUUGCACCAACUGCUCAGCGAUUUCACAUACAUCGCCAAAUUGGAAAGUGAUAGUUCCAACAUUCUCAAAUUGGUAAAAAUGGGUUACGAAGACAUUGUCAGCGUUGUCAACUUCGAAGAUGAUAGCUCGGGGCCUGUCAAGGUCAAAUAUUUCACCGAUUGCGGAGUGAAAGGUGGCUCGUUAAUCGAGACCCAUCGUUGCACUGGUGUCGAAUAUGGGAUGACACUGAACUUUGAAGCUCAUGUUACAUUGGACUCUUGUUCUGAAUUCAAAAAGACGCAACAAAUAAUAAGCAUAUCGGAAAGUCAGCUGGGCCAAGACACCCUGACUCUAGAGGUGAAUAUCCAGUGUGGUUGCUCCUGCGAAAGUGAUUUGAUCAAGGAUAUGUCUUUAUCUUGUCCAAAUCAUUCACACCUUGUAUGUGGAGUUUGUCAAUGCAAUAAAGGAUGGUCUGGUCCUAAGUGCGACUGUUCAAUAGAAGAUGAGGCAGCCUCUGCAGCUCUACUCUCGCAGUGCAGAGAACCGAACUCCACUCGACUGCUGACGUGUUCCGGGGCUGGUGAUUGCCUUUGCGGAAAGUGCGAAUGCGAUAGAGGCUUCAGCGGGAAGUAUUGUCAGUGUAAAGAUUGUGAAAUUAGCAGAUCAAACGGAAUGGAGUGCGGUGGUGUCGGACAUGGUGUUUGUGUGUGCGGCCUAUGUGCGUGUGAGGCCGGGUGGACUGGGGAAGCCUGUGAUUGUACUGAUGAUGUUGACGCCUGUAUUGCUCCUGGAGAGGAAGAAAUUUGCUCUGGACAUGGGGACUGUGUUUGUGGCAAAUGUGAAUGUGCUUCGACGAUAGAAGGGAUGCGCUAUACAGGGCCGUUUUGUGAAACGUGUGCCACUUGUGAGAAUCCUCUAUGCGCAAACGCAGAACUCUGUGUAUUAUGUAACCUUAACAACAAUUGUAAUGAAACUUGUACUGUUGGUGGUCUAAACUAUACUGUUAGCCAAAGAUUGAACGAGGACGCAGGAAUAAAUGACAUACCUUGCAUACUGCGUCGGGAGGAGGAUGGUUUGGAGUGCGAAUACAAAUACACAUACAAUGCCGCAGAGCAGGCAAUGAUAUCUAUGGAAAUAAUCAUCCGAUCUAAAAUAUGUUCGCAGCCUACAACAGCUAAGAUCAUGAUGAGUGCCAUUAUAACUAUGGCAUGUGUGAUACUCGGCGGGAUAAUUAUUAUUUUAGCUGUAAAAAGCGCGCAAAUUGUGUCCGAUCGUAGGGCGUACGCAAAAUUUGUACAGGAAGCGCAAGAGAGCAGAAAGAACAUGCAAGAAUUGAAUCCUCUGUAUAUUUCGCCUAUAUCAAAGUUUACGUUACCAGAAUCUUAUCCGAGGGAUAGGAAUGAUUAGGAUUUAAUAGUCAUAAGUUAUUUUAAGUGAAUUACAAACUAGGUAAGCAGAUUUACUGCAAUUUAUCCCCCCACCU
This is a messenger RNA of Pieris rapae (cabbage white), 2624 nucleotides long. RefSeq names its product integrin beta-nu (gene Itgbn). The record is from RefSeq and is a predicted model, not a curated record. Gene Ontology annotation, cellular component: integrin complex; cell surface; focal adhesion. Gene Ontology annotation, biological process: cell adhesion mediated by integrin; integrin-mediated signaling pathway; cell migration. The coding region runs from base 131 to 2548 and encodes 805 amino acids. Gene Ontology annotation, molecular function: integrin binding. NCBI's taxonomy places the organism in Eukaryota, Metazoa, Arthropoda, Insecta, Lepidoptera, Pieridae. The transcript has 13 exons.